Molecule: messenger RNA, 1251 nt
Organism: Penicillium verrucosum
Lineage: Eukaryota; Fungi; Ascomycota; Eurotiomycetes; Eurotiales; Aspergillaceae
Exons: 2
Source: RefSeq, a predicted model, not a curated record
UAUACAACCAACCUCUACAUAAAAUCACCCCCAUGUCCACCUCCAAAUCAAAAUCAAAAUCCAACCCCCCUCACAACCCCAACAACACCAAUAGCCCUCAACCCCCACCACCUCCUCUCCCCACCGGCAGACAUCCUAACCAACACCGCAACAACCCUAACAAUAACACCGACCCAAGAAACCAAACCCUCCUCUCCCACCUUCACAGUCCACCGCAUCCGCGCACACGAACCCCCAGACAGCCCAGACCGCACCUGUCUCCUCUACAACGUGUACGGGAAAUCAUGGCCGAACACAAGUCGCGUGAUCUGUGACACGGAGGGCGUGCCUGUUCUCGUGUUGCGACGGGCUUGGUUAGCGCGGAAAUGGACUGCCAGAUCUCCUGAUCAGAAUCAGGAUUUAUUAGUUGCUUCGGUGCCGUGGACUGCCAAUGGACCUGGGUCGAGGGCUGGGGUUGGGGUUGGGAUCGGGGUUGGGGGUGGAGGGUUUAGGCUUGAAGUGCGGUUUGUGAAUGCGCUUGCGGUUAGGGAGGGGUCUGGGGUUGUAGGAGGGGGAGGGGGAGGGGGAGGGGAGGGGGAGCUGAUGUGGCUGGUGUGUCUGGUUCUGACGAGCCGCCGCCCUACAGUGCUGUUUCUGCGGUUGCAGGUGAGGACACUGAGGGAGGUGGGAGUACUCGUUGCGAGGGGGAUGCGGGGGGUGGUGCAGAGGGACGAGAAAGUACAUCCGCUACAUCCACUACUUCCCAAUUCACAUUCUGGGAGUCCAAUAGCAGCAACCCGGAGGCAUACGCAAUAUCCACACUCUCCAUCUCUUCUCCCCUCCUACGACUCUGUCCGUCGAGAUUCGCCUAAUCCCCUACGAGAUCUGCUCGAUGCACUCGAGCCGCCGCAAGAGCCGGCGCCUGCUGUAUUGUUUCCUGUGUCUGCAUCUGCAUCUGCGUCUGCGUCUGCAUCACGAAACGCCAGUACCAGUUCCAGUUCCAGUCCUGCUGAUGCAGAAGCCAAUGCAGCUCCCGGCUCAAAGGUGGAGUUAAAACUGAUGCACCAAGUUGCCUCGGGUACGGGUGUGAUGAUGGGUAACCAGAAGAUCAUGCAUAUCACGCGACACAAUUCGAUGGACUACAGUAAAUCCAAAAUGAAAUUGAGGUCGAGAUGGGAGGUUGAGGUGUCUGAAGGUGUUGAUUUGUUACUGGCAGUGAAUAUUGUGUUGAUUAUGGCUGAGUCUGUGUCAUCUCAAAACAGAUGGAAGUAA